CUCUUAACCACAUUUAAUAUAUGUUCACGUACCUAUAACUAUAACACUCUCUCGCUCUUCUCUCUCUCUCUCUCUAGGUGCAAAUGGUGGAGCAGGUAGCUUUCGACGGUGAACGGGACCCGUCGGAGGAGCAACUCCUGUUGCCGGAGGCCGGAAGUGGCGACCAGUCGUGGCGAUUGAACUUCGACGGAUUUCAGCUAUCGGAGGAGCACAAAGAGAAACCUCCUCGUGGCCUUCACGACUGUCUUGGGGUUUUAGGCCCAGAAGAUUAUGUGGCUGAGUAUUAUCAGCAGCAGGUUGAAAUGCUGGAGGGCUUUAGUGAAAUGGAUGCUUUAGCAGAGCGUGGGUUUGUCCCUGGAAUGUCAAAGGAAGAGAGGGAUAAGUUGGCUAGAAGCGAGACAACUGCAAUAAGAUUAUCAAAUGUUGCAAACAUGAUUCUCUUUGCUGCCAAAGUUUAUGCAUCAUUCAGGAGUGGUUCGUUAGCUAUUAUUGCAUCCACAUUGGACUCACUCCUUGAUUUACUCUCUGGCUUUAUCCUGUGGUUUACAGCAUUCUCCAUGCAGACACCAAACCCAUAUCAAUAUCCUAUUGGGAAGAAACGGAUGCAGCCAUUGGGAAUCCUUGUUUUUGCUUCUGUUAUGGCAACUCUGGGACUGCAGAUCAUCUUGGAGUCUCUGCGCACUCUGAUAUCUGAGGAUAGUGAGUUCAACUUGACGAAGGAGCAAGAACGAUGGGUUAUUGGGAUUAUGCUGUCUGUGACAAUUGUAAAACUCCUCUUGGUUCUGUAUUGCCGCUCUUUUACUAAUGAGAUUGUCAAAGCUUACGCACAGGACCACUUUUUUGAUGUCAUCACCAACAUCAUUGGCCUUAUUGCUGCAUUGCUGGCUAACUACUUUAGCGAUUGGAUGGACCCUGUUGGAGCUAUCAUUCUCGCCUUGUACACCAUUCGCACUUGGUCAUUAACUGUGCUGGAAAACGUCAACUCCCUCGUGGGAAAAUCUGCAGCACCAGAAUAUCUACAGAAGCUAACAUACCUCUGCUGGAACCACCACAAGUCCAUUAGGCACAUCGACACUGUCCGGGCCUACACAUUUGGGUCCCACUACUUCGUCGAGGUGGACAUUGUCCUGCCGGCAGGAAUGCCCUUGCAAGAGGCCCACGACAUUGGCGAGGCUCUGCAGGAGAAGCUGGAGCUCCUUCCGGAGAUCGAGCGUGCUUUUGUUCAUCUUGAUUACGAGUAUUCCCAUAAACCAGAGCAUGCUCAAGCACGUCUUUGAUUACUGGCUAGAUAAUACACUAAUUUUCUCGUAACCAUGUUCACUUGUGCUGCUGGGAAGUAUUCUAUACUGGGGAUAAUUGUAGAUGGUCAAUGUGAAGCAAGAAUCGUAGAUACUUGUGGAAUAUUUUCUAGUUCUUUCCUGGGCUUUGCUUGACACGAGAGCAUUGCGGUAAUCAAUUGUUUGGCUUGCAGUACAUUUUAAAUUGGAGUACAUUACUGGUUCAUUCGCACAUGAAA
Molecule: messenger RNA, 1516 nt
Organism: Rhododendron vialii
Lineage: Eukaryota; Viridiplantae; Streptophyta; Magnoliopsida; Ericales; Ericaceae
Product: metal tolerance protein 11
Exons: 8
Coding region: 84-1277 (397 amino acids)
Biological process (GO): monoatomic cation transport; transmembrane transport
Cellular component (GO): membrane
Molecular function (GO): manganese:proton antiporter activity
Source: RefSeq, a predicted model, not a curated record